This is a messenger RNA of Salvelinus fontinalis (brook trout), 1092 nucleotides long. RefSeq names its product 26S proteasome regulatory subunit 6A-A-like. Gene Ontology annotation, molecular function: ATP hydrolysis activity; proteasome-activating activity; ATP binding. Gene Ontology annotation, biological process: proteasome-mediated ubiquitin-dependent protein catabolic process. NCBI's taxonomy places the organism in Eukaryota, Metazoa, Chordata, Actinopteri, Salmoniformes, Salmonidae. Gene Ontology annotation, cellular component: proteasome regulatory particle, base subcomplex. Bases 1 to 513 code for a protein of 170 amino acids. The transcript is spliced from 5 exons. The record is from RefSeq and is a predicted model, not a curated record.
AUGACACGCUGCUUGUCGGUGAAGUUGUGGAACUUCCACGGCGCUGGUUGGGACCAGGUAUCGGUGCUUGAGAGCGAUGGGUUUGACAGUGAGAAAGCAGGUGACAGGGAGGUACAGAGAACUAUGCUUGAGCUCCUCAACCAGCUGAACGGGUUCCAGCCCAACAUGCAAGUUAAGGUUAUCGCUGCCACUAACAGGGUGGAUAUCCUAGAUCCCCUACUGCUGCGUUCUGGACGUUUGGACCGUAAGAUUGAGUUCCCAAUGCCCAAUGAGGAAGCACGAGCCCGGAUAAUGCAGAUUCACUCACGCAAGAUGAACGUCAGCCCUGACGUCAACUACGAGGAGCUGGCCAGGUGCACUGAUGACUUCAACGGCGCCCAGUGCAAAGUAGUGUGUGUGGAGGCGGGUAUGAUCGCCCUUCGCAGGGGGGCAACUGAGCUCAAUCAUGAGGACUACAUGGAAGGCAUCUUGGAAGUACAAGCUAAGAAGGCCAACCUGCAGUACUACGCCUAAGACUCUUCAGGGGAAGUGUGUUACUCUCCAAUUAUAUCCAAAACAUGAACCAAUCUGUAUUAUUUGUGCAGCCAUAAUAGUCCACAUUAGUGUACAACACUAAUUGCCACUUCUCACUCUUUGGUGCUUCGGAAGUUGUUUGGUCUGAGGCUGGGACUGGAGACAUGUUUUGGUACCAAUGGUCCAUGAAAGAAUAAAAAAAGCUUUUUUCAUUAAGCCAUUUGGCUAGAUGGAAAUAAUUAACAAGCUGUGGCAGACAUUGCCACAUAUUUCAGAUGUUACCAUUUACAAAUAUUAUGAAAGGGGCAUUUUGCCACCAUAUUCGGGCUGUUACCUGCGCGUACUUUCGAUGGGAAUGUCAAAAGGACCAUUUUGUCCGACAGUCGACUUCAGUUGUACCUUUGACAGAAACAGCCGAUGUACUUCUGUGAAACUAGUCACCUAUUGUCAUUCUAUUCAGUUUGUGUUGCAAAUGUUCAGGGUGUAACUUGUCUGAAACUCGUUUUGAAUCAAUGUUUCAGGGGACUAGCUACACACUGGAGAAUGAGAUCAAAAGCUUAAAACCCAAUGCUGUAAGAG